UAAACCAUAGUCUGUAUGGCUUCAUUGUGGUGUGCAGAUGGUAAUGGACUGACAAAGGUGAACUCUGGUGUGAAGAAGAAUGAUGAUAAAGUGGAAUACGACUUUGAUUUUGAUGCAAGUGCUGCUCCUCCGUUUAAGAUUGCUGAUAUUCGGGCUGCAAUUCCAGCACACUGCUGGGUCAAGAACCCGUGGCGAUCUAUGAGCUAUGUUGUGAGGGAUCUCAUUGUGGUUUUUCUCUUGGCUGCUUUGGCAGUUUAUGUAGACAACUGGGCAUUUUGGCCAGUUUAUUGGGCUGCACAAGGGACAAUGUUCUGGGCAAUCUUUGUUCUCGGACACGACUGUGGUCAUGGAAGCUUUUCAGAUAGUGUGACACUCAAUAGUGUGGUUGGGCAUGUCCUUCACAGCUUGAUCCUAGUCCCUUAUCAUGGCUGGAGAAUCAGCCACAGAACUCACCAUCAGAACCAUGGCAAUGUUGAGAAAGAUGAAUCAUGGGUGCCGUUGUCGAAGAAUCUAUAUAACAGCCUUUCUGUUACAACUAAGUUCUUCAGAUUCAAAAUUCCUUUCCCUCUGUUAGCCUACCCGAUAUACUUGAUUUGGAGAAGCCCGGGAAAGAGUGGCUCACAUUUCAAUCCUUAUAGUGACCUGUUCCAUUCCAGUGAAAGGAAACAAAUUGUUGUCUCAAGUCUUUGCUGGAGUUUAAUGGCUGCCAUUCUUAUCGCCUCAUCUAUCAUAGUAGGCUUUGUUCAAAUGAUUAAGGUCUAUGGAGUCCCAUACAUGAUUUUCGUGGUUUGGCUGGAUUUGGUCACAUAUUUGCAUCACCAUGGCCACGAUGACAAGCUCCCUUGGUAUCGCGGCAAGGAAUGGACUUAUCUAAGGGGCGGACUAACCACUAUUGACAGAGACUACGGCGUGAUCAACAAGAUCCACCAUGACAUCGGGACCCAUGUCGUUCACCAUCUCUUCCCCCAAAUGCCUCACUAUCACUUAGUAGAAGCGACCAAGGCGGUUAAGCCGAUAUUGGGGCAGUACUACAGAGAACCAAUGAAGAGUUCAGGUCUCAUCCCAUUUCAUCUGCUUGGGAAUCUUAUGAAAAGCAUCAAGGAAGAUCACUAUGUCAGUAACGAAGGAGAUGUUGUGUUUUACCAAACCGAUCCUACACUUUUCGGUUUCGCAGAGCCAACCAAGACUAAAUAAGUUCCUUUAUCAUGACACCCCCCCUGCAGAUGCAGCUUCAUGAUCUAUCUAUCUAUCCAUGUAGUUUGUACAUGUUUGUUUUGUCUUCUAAAGUAUGAACAAACCAGUACCUUUUAUUUCUUAGUUAAGUAAUUUGAGUUCAGAUGCAUGUCACCUUUUGGACCCCAUGAAACUUUAUGUAACAAAUGGGAUUAAAUAAUUGAGGUCAUCCGUUUGAUCCA
Impatiens glandulifera is the source of this 1415-nucleotide messenger RNA. RefSeq names its product omega-3 fatty acid desaturase, endoplasmic reticulum-like. Gene Ontology annotation, molecular function: oxidoreductase activity, acting on paired donors, with oxidation of a pair of donors resulting in the reduction of molecular oxygen to two molecules of water. Bases 16 to 1194 code for a protein of 392 amino acids. Gene Ontology annotation, biological process: lipid metabolic process. The record is from RefSeq and is a predicted model, not a curated record. NCBI's taxonomy places the organism in Eukaryota, Viridiplantae, Streptophyta, Magnoliopsida, Ericales, Balsaminaceae. The transcript is spliced from 8 exons.